Molecule: messenger RNA, 810 nt
Organism: Thlaspi arvense
Lineage: Eukaryota; Viridiplantae; Streptophyta; Magnoliopsida; Brassicales; Brassicaceae
Source: the annotation of a GenBank genome assembly
AUGUCUGCUAAAAUCAAAACAGAGUAUCUGCAGCUUCUUGUCCAGUCAUGGCAUCAACAACGAGCAACACUUAUAGCAGAGGAAAUCGGCGACCUUCGUGACCUCGUUAUCCUAGAUUGGAGCAGUCUCUAUCGUCUCAGAGGAACCAUUCCACGCUCCAUCCCCAAGCUCAAGAAUCUAGAACACCUCCGGUUUAAGUUAACCGAACUUUCUGGUUCAAUCCCGGAAUACAUCAGCGAGCUUCAGAACAUAACCUUUUUGGACCUCUCCUUUAACCGGUUCAACGGUUCAAUUCCCGGUUCGAUUUCUCAGAUGCCGAAGCUAGAAGCCAUACAGCUCAAUAGUAACAAAUUGACCGGUUCUAUACCGGAAUCUUUCGGUUCCUUUGUUGGAAAGGUCCCACCAGACCUCUACUUGGAUAAUAAUCGCCUCUCAGGAAAAAUACCAAAGUCGUUAUCCAAAACCGACUUCAACACGUUGAGUUUGUCAGGUAACAAAUUCAGUGGGGAUGCUUCGAUGUUGUUAGGGCAUAACAAGACAACCGUAAGACUGGACUUGUCUAGGAACAACUUCCACUUCGAUCUUUCAAAAGUAAAUUUCGCAAAGAGCUUGGUUUCAUUGGACCUGAGCCAUAACCGCAUUUUCGGAGAACUUCCUUCGGUGCUCACCAAGCUCCGUCCUGACCAUUUCAACGUAAGUUUCAACAGUCUGUGUGGGUCCAUCCCACAGGGCGGUCUGCUCCAGAGUUUCGAGGUCUAUGAAUUCUCCAACAACCUCUGUCUAUGUGGUGCACCGCUCAAGCGUUGCUAG